AUGUUUCUGAACACAUUCACAGUUUCCGCUCUACAUGCAGCGGUGGCGUUUCUGUUCGCCGUGAACCAGCAUAGUGCACGAGCAGGAAAAGACACCCACACGUACAAGACUGGAGAGGAUGUUGUCGUAUGGACAGACAAAGUGGGUCCGUACAACAACCCACAGGAGACAUACGAGUACAGCAUCCUGGGCCUUUGCGAAUUGGAAGGCGAAGAUAUAGCAGUGCAACAGGGAGAGCUGUCAAUCGGUGAAACGCUGGAGGGCCAUGCGUUUUUCUCUUCCCCACGGUUGGACAUUCACUUUGGACAGAACAAAGCUCAUACCCAGCUUUGCAGCAUGAUUUUGACUGAAGAGAAGGCGAAGGCUCUUGCCGGCAUGAUCAACGACAACUAUUGGUAUCAACUCUACAUCGAUGAUUUGCCAAUCUGGGCAUUUGUUGGAGAGCACUCCAAGUUUGCCCUCGAUGUCAGUCGGUUCUCCAUGAUGUACCGGGACAACAACAGGUCGUUGCAGAUUCCUUCUUCUGGAUCUGCCCCACCAGUUCCCAAACACUUGAAGGGGAAGCCGCUUCCCCGCAUCUACACUCACCGUCAUUUCACACUCUUCUACAACAACGACCAAAUCAUUGAGGUGGACAUGGAGCCGUCCUCACCAUGGCCAAUCUAUGGUGGUGCACCACUGAACCUCUCAUACACCGUCCAGUGGUUUGCAACCAACAACGAGUUCAAGGACAGAACCAAUCGAUAUCUUGAUCCGAAGUUUUUCGAGCACAAGGUGCAUUGGUUCUCCAUUGUGAACUCCUUCAUGCUAUGUCUAUUUUUGUGUGCGGUUGUCGCAAUUAUUUUGAUGAAGACGCUGAAGCGUGACUUCACUCGGUACUCUGCCAGUGAAGCUGAAGAGCUUGAAAAUCUAGAUGGAGUUGGCGAUGAGAGCGGUUGGAAACAGGUCAACGGAGAUGUGUUUCGCAAGCCAGAUCAUUUAGCGAUUUUCACCGUAGUAUACGCUUCUGGAUGCCAUCUAGCUUGCACCGUCUUCAUUGUGUUGAUCUUCGCCAUAUGCAAUUCGUAUUAUGCCUCACGAGGAGCCACUGCAGGAUCCUUCGUCAUAGCGUACCUUUGUACAGUUAUAGUUGGCGGGUAUGAGGGUGGAAGAAUAUUCCGCAUGUUUGGAGGCCAGCACUGGAAAAGGACGAUGGUCUACCAAUGCUUGUUCAUGCCCGGCAUUGCUUUCAUUAGUUUCGUCGUCAUCAACACGACGGCCAUCUUUUACAGAGCCACAAUGACAGUGCCUUUCAAGACAAUAUUCAUCAUUCUUGUGCUCUUCCUGGCCGUCUGCGUGCCGCUGCAUACUGUUGGGACUCUGCUUGGAAGGCGAGCAGCUGCGGAGCGCUCGUUCCCUUGCCGAGUACAUCACUUGAAGAGGCCGAUUCCAACAAAGCAUUGGGCUUUCACGCCCAUCAUGACGAUGGUUGCAGGGAUUGUGCCCUUUGGCUGCCUCUUCAUCGAGAUGUAUUUCAUUCUGUCUGCAGUGUGGAGCCACAACAAGAUCUACUAUGUCUAUGGCUUCAUGUUUGCGAUCUUGGUCUUGCUGUGCCUGGUUAUUGUUUGCGUCAGCAUCACUUGCACCUACAUCCUCUUGAACGCGGAGGACUAUAGGUGGCAGUGGCAAUCAUACAUCAGCUGUGCAGCCACCGCUUUGUACGUCUUCUUGUACACCAUCCAUUACUUCUACAAUUCCACCCAGAUGUCUGGCUUCCUGCAGACAGUGUACUACUUUGGCACGUCGCUGAAUUUCUGCAUUGGCCUUGCAUUGUUUUGCGGAUCACUGGGUUUCAUUGGCGCCUCCAAGUUUGUAUUUCUCAUAUACAGCAACAUCAAAGCCGAAUGA
Messenger RNA from Symbiodinium pilosum, 1887 nucleotides. NCBI's taxonomy places the organism in Eukaryota, Dinophyceae, Suessiales, Symbiodiniaceae. The record is from the annotation of a GenBank genome assembly.